AUGAAUCCAGAAUAUGAUUAUUUAUUUAAACUUCUUCUGAUCGGUGACUCAGGUGUAGGAAAGUCUUGCCUUCUUCUGAGGUUUGCGGAUGACACAUACACAGAAAGUUACAUUAGCACAAUUGGUGUGGACUUCAAAAUCCGAACUAUAGAGCUGGACGGGAAGACUAUCAAGCUUCAGAUUUGGGACACAGCGGGACAGGAACGGUUUCGGACAAUAACCUCCAGCUACUACAGAGGAGCUCAUGGAAUCAUAGUAGUGUACGACGUUACAGACCAGGAAUCUUUUAAUAAUGUUAAACAGUGGCUACAGGAGAUUGAUCGCUAUGCCAGUGAAAACGUCAACAAGCUUUUGGUGGGAAACAAGUGUGACCUAACGACAAAGAAAGUAGUGGAUUACACAACAGCCAAGGAGUUUGCAGACUCUUUGGGCAUCCCCUUUUUGGAAACCAGUGCUAAAAAUGCAACCAAUGUGGAGCAGGCCUUCAUGACCAUGGCAGCUGAAAUCAAAAAGAGAAUGGGCCCUGGAGCCACAGCCGGGGGAGGGGACAAGCCCAACGUGAAGCUAACGCCAGGUACCACUGUCAAGUCUUCAUCUGGGGGUUGCUGCUGA
Molecule: messenger RNA, 612 nt
Organism: Knipowitschia caucasica
Lineage: Eukaryota; Metazoa; Chordata; Actinopteri; Gobiiformes; Gobiidae
Source: the annotation of a GenBank genome assembly